GACAUAAGGGAGGGCACGAGUGGCAAGACUUGCGCACAUUCCUCUGCAAGGUUAUUCCUGUCUCUCUCGCCUCUCAGCGCGGUCCUAGCCUGUGUUCUCUUCUCUGUGUGGGACGCCCAGGACUAACAAGCAACCAUGGAUGCCAUCAAGAAGAAGAUGUUGAUGUUGAAGAACGACAAGGAGAACGCCCUGGACAGGGCUGAGCAAGCCGAGCAGGCUAUGAAGGAUGCUCAGGAGAAGAACGUCAAAUUGGAAGAUGAGAUCAACGAUCUGAACAAGAAGAUCAGGAUGGUUGAGGAUGAGUUGGACAAGGCCCAGGAGUCCCUGAAGGACGCUACCGAGCAGCUGGAGGCAGCCACCAAGAAGGCCGCAGAUGCUGAGGCAGAAGUGGCAUCUCUGAACAGGCGUAUCCAGCUGGUAGAGGAGGAGUUGGACCGUGCCCAGGAGCGCCUGAACUCCACUGUCGAGAAACUGACAGACUCUGAGAAGGCUGCUGAUGAGAGCGAGAGAGCAAGGAAGGUGCUGGAGAACAGACAGGGUGCAGAUGAGGACAAGAUGGAGCUGCUGGACAUGCAGCUGAGGGAGGCCAAGAUGAUUGCAGAGGAGGCUGACCGCAAGUAUGAGGAGGUGGCCCGUAAGCUGGUGAUCACUGAGGGCGACCUGGAGCGUGCUGAGGAGCGCGCCGACUUGGCAGAAACUAAGGCCCGCGAGCUCGAGGACGAGUUGAAAACCACGACCGGCCAGCUGAAGUCCAUGGAGGCACAGGCCACAAAGGCUUCAGAGAAGGAAGAGGCUUAUGAGGAGCAGGUCCGCGACCUGUCAGCCAAGCUCAAGGAGGCUGAGACCCGUGCAGAAUUCGCAGAGAGGACAGUUGCGAAGCUGGAGAAGAACGUGGAUGACCUUGAAGACCAACUCUUCACAGAGAAAGAGAAACACAAGAUGGUUUGUGACGAACUGGACCAAACACUCAAUGAUCUCAAUGCCCUGUAAUAGCCGCGACACAACAACCUUCAACCUCAACCUAUUGCGGGAUGAGCUGUUCGAGCAGAAGGAGAAAUAUAAACGUGUGAGUGACGAGCUAGACAAAACCCUGAGCGACCUGAGCAGCAUGUGAGGUGCCCCGUUACCAUCUCCACGGAGACCCCCCCAUGGAACGUCCCCCCUACUCCUGUACAACAAUCAGACUCCCGUACCCACACGUACCAACCGCCCUGAAGCAUGGUCGGGCCGUUUAGAGUUAGAGUCAUACAUCCUAGGGUCUUGGCGAAACCUUGUCUAAAGGAAAGGUAUUACAUACUAGUAUGUUCACAAUAAGGACAUGUUUGUACUUCUCAUUUUGCUUGCAGUUUUUGCCUAUUAUUUUUACCAUGGCUUCUUCUCAGUCUCGUCUAUAGAAUUAUUAAACAUGUAACUGUACAUACAAGCCAAAAUCAUUUUUUAAAAGUCAAUAAAUAUUAGUAGAGGUAAAAACUGACCUGUGCCUCAUAGGCACAUAAAGUUGUUAACAUGCAACUUACAUGUGAGAAUUACUUGCAAAAUACAAGCGAGGCAUGUUGGUUUUUAUCAUAUUUGGCCAUAUCGGAAACUACAGCAGAUGUUAGAUUAAGACCUGUGCUUGGUUAUUAAAGGUAGACGGAAUUAUUAUAUGAAUCACUUAUACCUGAUGUAGACAAAUAGGGAGGGGGCAAGUUACGUAAAUUUACCAUGAUACUGAGGAAAUUUGUACAAAUUUAGGUGCUAUCUUAUGUAGGCAGUAGUUGCCAUGUUGCCUAUGUUAUGCCACUUGAAGCAUACCCAUAUAGUACCCCCCCCCCCCCAAUUAUAUGCAAGAUGUAGUGAAAGAUGUAACAAGUGCUAUAAUAUUAAUUAUUCCUCCAAUUUUUUUUCUUUGACUAAAGUAAAGGUCAGUAAUGUUAAUCAAUAUGUAGAACAAAUGAAUAAGUGUUAACAAGGUACUGAAUGGAUCAGUUUGUAUUUCAAGUUGAUCAUGCUGGCUUUUAAUUGUACCACACAGCUACACAAACAUUCCUUUCUUUUCGUGAGACCAAAGAACUUGAUUUCAGUGAACAUGUGAACCAGAAUUUUUGGCGACACCUCAGGGGUGGAGCCACAUGUACUGGAAUGUUCACAGAUUAUGUAAUUGUGAGUGUUAAACUGUUACAGACUGCAUAAUGACUAGCUGUUGUAGUGUGUCUACAGGAAAUGGUUACUCUUUAUUCACAAGAGUCACCAUUGGAUGGAAGCACAGUAAGUGCUAUAUCUGUUGGGGCUUCAACCAAACGUCAGUAAUUGGCCAAAUCGUUUGAUGAAAGACCAGUUUUUAUAUGAAAGCAUCAACACAAUGAGCUAGGGUGUGUUAACGACUAACAACGUUUGCAUACAAACACCAUUGCGCAUGAAGGUUUCAAAAAGGCUGUGUUAUGGUCUCCAUAACAGAAAAGUUCUGCCUGAACCAGCAUUUUUACCAUACAAACACAGUUUUGUCCAGUCUUAAUAGUUAAGCAAUAUCUUUUGCUGUAAGUCUGCUUUCUGUUACUGACCGAGAGAAUCAAUUGCUGUGGCUGCAGUUCUCUUGGCAUUUGCAGUGUGGAGCUGUUUUCAGAUGUAGAGAGUGUGGUUUUGUUUCGUAGCAGGACCAAGUGGAUACUGAUGUUGUUUUGAGAAGGUUUCAAGUUUGGAGUCUGGCUAGUUGAAUUCUGUCUAAUAAUUUCCUCAUGAGCAGUAAACUGUCAAAUAGCAAUAUGUGGACAAUUUUAGCCUUAUCCUACUAUAGAAAUUGCAUAUCCUAAGGAAAAAUAGUGUCAUUGUUUGCAAAUUAUUGCAUAUGUGCAUUAUACUUGUAGAGAGCUAUAGGAAGAAUAGAUAAUGGUUUUACAUUGCUAUUGAGACAGACAUGUUUUGAAUGAUGUUGCCAAAUAAUUUCAUGUAACUAGGUAAAAAGUCCCAUGCACAAGUAUGAUUUGCACUCUUUCAUAAGUAGUAUGCUUCUUUUUUGGUAUUUCCCAGUCGGUUUUACAGUGAAUAAACUCGUAUAUUCAUAAGA
Messenger RNA from Branchiostoma floridae (Florida lancelet), 3043 nucleotides. Its product is annotated as tropomyosin. Gene Ontology annotation, biological process: actin filament organization; muscle contraction. The record is from RefSeq and is a predicted model, not a curated record. Gene Ontology annotation, molecular function: actin filament binding. NCBI's taxonomy places the organism in Eukaryota, Metazoa, Chordata, Leptocardii, Amphioxiformes, Branchiostomatidae. Gene Ontology annotation, cellular component: actin filament. Bases 136 to 990 code for a protein of 284 amino acids. The transcript is spliced from 11 exons.